AUGACGACCACUCGACUCCCUGAGCUAAACAAUGGUAUCGUAACAGACUGGAGGCCCCUCACAACACAAGCAGCCUUGGCUCCCUACCCAGCGAGCUGCAACAGUGCCUUCCGAUUAGAGACUAUCUCGGGCAGUGUUACGAAUAUCGUAGCCUACGAUCCGUGGUAUGGCCAAGCGAUCGAUACGAGAUAUCAAGGCUGUCUGGCGUCGGAACAGACGCAAUGGUGGGCGCAGGAGUUGAUGCCGACGACGAUGUUGAGUUUGGGUCCGUUCGCAUGUCCGACGCCGUAUACGACAGCCACAACUAGUGUGGUUGGUUUGGGGACGACGAUGGUCGCGUGCUGCCCGAGUGAUUAUAAGUAUCAAAACCAAAUUUUGGCUCCUCUCAAUGGACGGCAAUGUCUUUCCGCGCUGAGCAGCGGCCAAGUCAUCACGGCAAAAACAGGGACCAUUGGUGCGAAUAAUUGGACUGAUACGACGGCUACUAUUACCGCGACAGAUGUUGGUGUAUGGGGCAACCAACUCAAUGGCUUUGUAUUUGCGGAUGCGGUAGUCACUGCUUCAGGAGAACCAAGCCAGACGAGUUCGGAUUCUGUGGCUUCGACGCCAGCUAUGACGGGGACACCGAGUCAGAUCACCGCCAACUCAGCUCGUCACUCCACUUCCUCUUCUGCUUCCUCUUCUGCUUCCGCCUCGUCGUCGAUUCUUAGUACAACAGGUGGAAAAAUUGGGAUAUACGUAGGAGUACCGCUUGGAGCGGUCAUUUUAUGCUGUUUUAUCGGCAUUAUACUGCUGUAUAGAAGAAGAGCAUCACGGCUAGACAAACAAUUCGCGGAGUUGGAAGGAAGAGAUAUAUCAGCGCCGAUAAUACUGCAAGGGCCGCCACCUCCUAGACCGCCUCCGCCGACAGAGCUCUGGAGUGCACAUGAGAAGGAAACGGGACGCAGUAGACAUGAAAUGGAGACUUGGGAGAGGCCAGUGGAGAUGUGGGCAGGAGGGAUAAAGAAUUAA
Messenger RNA from Lachnellula hyalina, 1011 nucleotides. RefSeq lists its product as uncharacterized. The transcript has 2 exons. NCBI's taxonomy places the organism in Eukaryota, Fungi, Ascomycota, Leotiomycetes, Helotiales, Lachnaceae. The record is from RefSeq and is a predicted model, not a curated record. The coding region runs from base 1 to 1011 and encodes 336 amino acids.